Saccostrea echinata is the source of this 870-nucleotide messenger RNA. RefSeq lists its product as uncharacterized. NCBI's taxonomy places the organism in Eukaryota, Metazoa, Mollusca, Bivalvia, Ostreida, Ostreidae. The record is from RefSeq and is a predicted model, not a curated record. The coding region runs from base 290 to 622 and encodes 110 amino acids. The transcript is spliced from 5 exons.
CAAGUCACUGUAAUUUCUGUUUGAAUCUCAUUUGCUUAUGACAGCUCUAUUUGCAAUCCCUCUGUUAGGGAAUCAUUUAGUUGUGUUAGCCAGAAGACGCCUAUGUCUGACUAGCAUCUACAAAUGCACACACAUCAGUCUUGUUUGAAAAUCGGGUUUUCAUUACAAAUAACCUGUGCAUGACGUCCUUUCACAGAGAUAUCAGUUCCCGCGCUUGGGAAGGUCGCAAGAAUAUAAAGUUAACAAGAGACCUUUACAAUUUCCACGCUUGGGUGGAAAGAGAUCCACUAUGCCAACGAAUUUCGACACUUACCCAGAAUCUAAUGUUGAAGAAAUUCUUCCAGUUUUAAACGAUGAUUUAUUAGAUAUUUUACAAAUGGGCCAAAAUGACUUAACAUCCCAUCAGGUAGAUCAGGGUGUUUAUGUGAAUAAAAGGAAAAUCCAGUUUCCAAGGCUGGGACGAAAGCGAAGUCUGACAGACAGCAAAGGCAGAAUUAGAGAGUAUGCAGAGAAAAUGAUAAAGUCGGCAGAUGCUCAAGUCGAUCGAAACGUUCUUCGGAAACUUAAAGACUUACUGAACACAGACAGUGACAACCAAGCAGAUGAAGUUAUCAUAAUUUAAAAAGGGGGACUAAAUAGUCUCAUAUACAUCUGAAGACUAAACACUAUUGAUACCAGUCCGAGAUUAUUCUGUUUUUUUAAGUACUACAAAUAUGUAUUCAGAAAAAAAAAUUGAAGAGGACUGUUUUGAAUGUACAAAGCUGUAAUUAUUUUUUUCUAAAUAAAAUCUUUAAAACUACAUUGUUUGUUUUAUUACCUUUUGUUAUGUGUCAAUGGCCAGGGACUGUCGCAAGAUACAGUACUUAUGAU